Malania oleifera is the source of this 4259-nucleotide messenger RNA. RefSeq names its product putative disease resistance protein RGA3. Gene Ontology annotation, biological process: defense response to other organism. Gene Ontology annotation, molecular function: protein binding; ADP binding. The coding region runs from base 1 to 3003 and encodes 1000 amino acids. The record is from RefSeq and is a predicted model, not a curated record. The transcript has a single exon. NCBI's taxonomy places the organism in Eukaryota, Viridiplantae, Streptophyta, Magnoliopsida, Santalales, Ximeniaceae.
AUGAAAGCUGAAAUGGUUCUCAGUUUUGCAAUAGGGCAAGUAUUAAAGAAGGUGGGUUCACUGGCAUCUGAAGAAAUGAAACUUGCAUGGGGUUUCAAGGGCGAGCUAAAAAAUCUUGAAGAAUUACUUAAAAUGAUUCAAGCUAUACUGCAUGAUGCCCAGAAACAGCAAAUGAGGGAAAAGGCUGUUCAAAUUUGGCUCAAGAAUCUUGAAGAGAGAGCUUAUAAAGCUGAGGAUGUUCUGACUGAGUUCUCUUAUGAAAUGCUCCGACGUCAGGUAGAAAUUCAAAAUCAAUUUAUGAAAAAGGUACGCUACUUCUGUUCCUUCUCUAGCCCCAUCGUGCUCCGUAUCAAGAUGGCUCAUAAAGUGAAGAAUGUCAAUAGCUCACUGGAAAAAUUUAUGAAAAAAGCGAUUAGCUUUGGGCUUAGACCGAUGUUACCUAUAGAUCCAAUUUCUCAAAUAAUAGAGAGUCACUCCUUUCAAGAUGAUCCAAAAGUUGGAAGGGAAAAUGAUGUAUUAACUAUAGUAAACAAGGUGACUAGCUCAUCCAGUAAUGAUGUCUCUGUAAUUCCAAUCGUGGGUAUGGGGGGCAUCGGGAAGACUACGCUUGCUCAACUAAUCUACAAUGAUGAGCGAGUGAAAGAACAUUUUGACGUAAGAAUUUGGGUAUGUGUAUCUGAAAAUUUUGAUGUCAAAAGGAUUCUAAAAAAGAUUUUGGAAUCUCUUACCAAGGAAAGUUGUGGGAUUGAAAAUUUGGAUACCAUCCUUGAAAACAUUAAGGAUAAGUUGGAAGGGAAAAUAUAUCUUCUCAUACUAGAUGAUGUUUGGAAUGAAGAUCCAAAUAAGUGGGAAAAUUUACGAAAUGGUCUGUUGGGAGUGAGGUCAAAAAAAGUGGGAAACAGCAUUGUUGUGACUACUCGAAGCCACAACGUGGCUUCAAUUAUGAAGACACUUCCUCCUCAUCACUUAGGGACACUAUCAGAAGAAUAUUGUUGGGCGAUAUUUGAGCAAAAGGCAUUUGUAGACUAUGGAGCACUGAAGACUCAAGAUUUUAUUGAUAUAGGAAGGGGUAUUGUGAAAAAAUGUGGGGGCGUGCCGCUAGCAGCAAAGGUGCUGGGAGGGAUCAUACGUUUUAAGAGGGAGGAGCAAGAGUGGUUGUCCAUUUUGGAAAGUGAAACAUGGAAUUUGCCAGAAAGUGAGGAUGGGAUCAUAGCAGCAUUGAAGUUGAGCUUUGACAAUUUGCCAUCGGCUUCUUUGAAACAAUGCUUCGCAUACACUGCAAUUUUCCCCAAGGAUUAUGUCAUUGAGAGAGUAAAGCUAAUCCAACUAUGGAUGGCUCAAGGAUUUCUUGAGUCAUCUCAAGAGUGCGGUUUGGUGAUGGAAGACCAAGGUAAUGAGUACUUCAAUGUCCUGUUGCAGAAUUCCUUGUUUCAAGAUGUUGAAAGGGAUGUCAUAUAUGGGGAUAUCAAAUCAUGCAAGAUGCAUGAUCUUGUGCAUGACCUUGCACAAUCUGUUUCCAAAUCUGAAAUCCUGGUUUUGGAGGGUGGACAUCAGGGGAAUGAAAUCCCUGCAGUCCGACAUUUAUCAUUGACAUAUUAUGGAGAAGGGAAGCACACAGUUGGGAAGAAUAAUGGAAAAAAAUUACGCACCUUAAUUUUAUCAAGGUCAAGGGCUGUUAAUGUUUCCGAUGAGGUGUUAGUUGACUCAAAACGCUUGAGAGUUUUAGAUUUAAGCGGGAGCCAAACUGAGGUGCUGCCAGAUUCUGUUGGGAAGUUGAAAUAUUUAAAGUACCUUGAUGUCUCCGAUAAUAAAAUUGUAAGGUUGCCGGAUUCAAUUACCAAGCUAUACCAUCUGCAGACGUUGAAUAUAGAGUUCUGUUAUAAGCUGCAGGGGCUACCAAAAGAAAUGAGAGCAUUAAUCAACUUAAGACAUUUGGGACUUGACCUGGACAAUGCAGAGAGAAUAAUGAAGGAUGGACCGAUUGAGAUGAGGCGGUUAAUUCAUUUGCAGACGUUACCGGUGUUUGUGGUGGGUCGGGGCAGGGGACGCCGAAUUGAAGAGCUGGAACCCUUGAACGAGCUCAGAGGACAAUUAUGGAUAUGCGAUCUACAGCAUGUGAGGGGUAAAGAAGAAGCUGAAAAAGCAAAUUUGAAGGGAAAGAAAAACAUUGAAACAUUGGUGCUUCAAUGGGGUAAUGAUGAUGGUGGUCGUGGUGAGGUUCGUUGUGGUGAUAAUGAUGAUGAGGUGUUGGAAGGGCUGCAACCACACUUAGAUCUGAAGCAGUUUAAAGUUGAAGGAUUUGGGGGUAUUGCUGUUUCGUGGAUAGCGAAGUUGUUGAAUCUUCAGGUGUUGGAGAUAGUGAGUUGCCCUAAAUUGAAAUCCAUUCUUCCCCCGAAUUUAGAGGGCUUCUCGCCCUCCCUUCGAGAGCUGAAAGUCCACAUGUGUGAAGAAUUGAUGUCUAUGCAAUUCUGUACAUCCCUCAAGAAAUUAGGCAUAUGGAAUUGCCCAAAUUUGGAAUCUGUGCCGGCUGAUUUACUAAAAUUGCACUCCCUCUCAGAUUUAAGAAUUUGUGAGUGCAAAAGAUUGAGUAGUUUGCCGGAAGGGCUAUUGUGCUGUCUCCCCGAGUUGAAGAGACUAGAGAUCGGAGGGUUUAAUGAGGAGCUGGAUAGUUUCCCCUCACUUCUCUGCAGCACCAACCACCACCACCACCACUGUCACCACCAAUUCCGGCUUGAAGAACUAACUCUGAGGGGUUGGCCUAGGCUCAAGUCUCUGCGCAAUCAUGAACAUGAACAAAUUCUUCUUCUUCCCCGCCUCUCUUCCCUACAAAUUCUUGUGAUUGAGCAGUUUGGUGGUUUGGAAGCUCUGCCGGAGUUGCUUCCCGCAAACCUUCGAGAUCUACGUCUUUUGCAUUGCAAAUACAAUAAUCAUCUGGUGAGAUCCGUGGGAGGCGUCGCCAGAUCAAGAAACUUGACUGUUCAGUACUGGCCUAGGGAUAUUUGACUAUUGCCAUCAAACCACUACGGCAUUAUUUUAAAAAAUUCAACCUCAAUGAAUUGUAACAUGAAAAUUUACUUAGAUUUCUAAAUAAAUUUACAAGUUUGCUAAUGAAAUAAAACCACUUGCUCAAAUCGAGUCUUGUUUGAUUUACCUUCUCCAUGAAACCAUUCCCUAUCACUAAUUUACAAGUUUGCAUUUGCCUUUUUUUCUCACUUCAUCUAAAACAACUCAAAUAAUGGUUGGUGUUUCACUUAUACAUGGGAUACAUAUUCUUCUUGAAAUGAGUAUAUUCUUGAAUAACAUGGAACAUAGUAACAAUUUUAUAAAUAUAGGUAAUAAUUAUUUCCCAUAGCGCUGUUUGGAAUGUAGAAAACUUACAAUCUGUUUGGAAUAAAAGAAAAGAAAAGGAAAAUAAGUGAAGAACUCAUUUCUCAUUGCAUUUUCCUUCUAUAUUAAACAUUGUUAAAAACGAUAGUUUGUUUUAAGAUAAUUAAAGAUUAUGAAAAACUAUAUAUGAAUGAUGUAUAAAAUCAAAAUUUUGCUUAUGGAUUUGAUAUGUUUUUUUUUUUUUAUUUUCUUUCUCACUUUCCUUAAUCCAAAUAUGAAAAUAUGGAUUCCUUAAUAUUUUCCUUCCAUUUUCUUAGUAAUUUUUGAGUUUUAAACGAAACCUUUAAGGAAAGGAAAGAAAAUUUUGAAAGAACUCAUUUUUUCUUAAUUUUUAAUCAUAUUGUGAACAAAUUUUCAUUUUAAUUAGUAGAGAAAUUAUAACAAAAAGCUAGUUUAGUUUCUUUCCUAUUUGGAACUAUCAAAGGAUCUAUAAUUUUAAAUUUAAUUAUCAAGAAAAGUGAAAAAUACGCCAUUUUUAUAAACCUAAAUUUUAUUUUACACAUAAUUAAUAUUUUUUUAAAAUUUUUAAUCAUAUUGAAACAAAGUUUUAUUUUUAUAACAUUUAAUAAGAAAAAUGAAAUAAAAAAUGAGUUUCCUCAUUUUUAUUUUUUUUUGUCUUUCCCUCCCCUAAAUAAAAUUCUUGAAUCAAAUGGACCGUAAAAAAAAAUUGUUUUUUGAAAGGACAAUAUUACAAUUUUCUAUUGAUUCCUGGUGCAUGAUAUAAGCGUGCCCCCUUCAAUUUGAAAAGACCAUUGGAUUUAAUUUACUAAAAAUCUUGAUUCAAACGUACUCCCAUUGAAGAAAAAAUUUUCAAUCCAAGUGAAAAAAGUUUGAUUAAUUAAAAAUAAUAUUUAAUUAAAAUAACUCCAUAU